Molecule: messenger RNA, 690 nt
Organism: Malania oleifera
Lineage: Eukaryota; Viridiplantae; Streptophyta; Magnoliopsida; Santalales; Ximeniaceae
Exons: 3
Coding region: 1-690 (229 amino acids)
Source: RefSeq, a predicted model, not a curated record
AUGGGCGAAGCUGAGAGGUGGUGGAAGUCAGUUAAGAUGCUUGAAGAGCAUCAACCUACUCCUAUGGGUUUGGGGGUUUGCUUUCGCUGUGGGCAAUUUGAGCAUCAGAAGAAAGGCUGUCGCAUACCGUAUAAUAGCGGAACUCCAAAACAACCAUAUGAAGGAGGUGCUCAGGCACCGCGGGGUGGUCAGGAAGGGAGGACAGCCCAGGCUAGGGUGUACUCCCUGACUCUUGGUGACACAGAGAAUGCAAAAGAUGUUGUCAUAGGUACCAUUUACAUGCUUUUCAAUAAAGUUGUUAUACUAUUUAACUCGAGGGCAACACAUUACUUUAUCUCCCAAGGAUUUGUUAAAUUGUGUGGCAUUGAGACUCAACAAUUAGAUUAUGAACUGGUGGUGGCUAUGCCUUCAGGGUCAGUAGUCAUAUGUAGUAGGGUAAUACAUGAUCUUCCAGUAGAAAUUCAGGAGAAAGGGUAUCUAGCAUUUGUGAAAGAUAUGCCAGCAGGGGAACGCAAGCUGGAGGAGAUUCUUGUUGUGUGUGAGUUCCCAAAUGUGUUCCCAGAGGAUUUUCUAGGAUUACCUCCAAAUCGUAAGGUGGAGUUUGGUAUAGAGUUAGCUCCAGGUACGAUGCCGAUAUCAAAAGCUUUGUAUCGUAUGGCUCCAGCUGAAUUGAGGGAGUUGAAAGAAUAG